This is a messenger RNA of Plasmodium inui San Antonio 1, 561 nucleotides long. RefSeq lists its product as hypothetical. NCBI's taxonomy places the organism in Eukaryota, Apicomplexa, Aconoidasida, Haemosporida, Plasmodiidae. The record is from RefSeq and is a predicted model, not a curated record. Bases 1 to 561 code for a protein of 186 amino acids. The transcript has 4 exons.
AUGGUUUAUUUAGACCCUUCAUUUCUCUUAAGCCCAACGAUUUGUUCAAUACCAGAUUCUUAUUAUUAUAAUGUGUCUAGGAAUCUCCUGAUAAGAUCUAUCUCGCCUUUAUAUUAUGUGAAGAAUUUACCCAAUGGAUUCAAAGAGCAACAAAUCCCCCCCAGAAACAGUCGCCAGAAGAUCCAUCUCUUGAAUGCAGAAAAGGUUCGAGAGAAAGGAUGUGAUGGAGUUUGUUUGAAACCACUAAAGGUCCCAGAAUCCUCCAUAAAAUUCCUGUUUUUAUGGGAAAAUCCUUGCCUCUUAGAAAUUCAGCCCAUCAAAAUGUUAAAUAGAAAGAAUAUUGAUCUACAGAAGAGCCUCAAGGGUCUGAUGACCCGAGGAUGUAGUGGAGUUGAAAUCUCAAAGUCAAAUCUAGAGGCAAUCUCCCUAAAGGAAAACAAAUGCGAGCUCAGCCAUACCAGCUGGAAAGUACAAGUGAAAACUGAAAGGCCAAAAUACAAGGAAGUCCAUAAUCAUGGAAAGAACAACCGAGAUUCCAGGAAGAGAAAUCCUAAUCCCUAA